AUGGAGCUGCGAAAACAGACCGAAGAGCUGCCACAGGCCACUGAUUUCCAGACGAAAGAGGUCGCCCGCCAUACCGCGACGCAGCUUGACAAUGAUGGUAUCUCCGACGAGUCGCAAGAUGGUGAUCUGAGCGAUACCAAAAACACUCGCGCGGAUGCUAUUAAUAUGCAGCGCAUGGGCAAAGACCAAGAGCUCGUUCGCAACUUCAAGCUGCUUUCCAUUGCAGCUUUCACGGCACUCGCCACCGCAGCAUGGGAAAUCGGUCUCUUCCUGUUAUCGCCUGGCUUGAUCAAUGGAGGAAGAUCCGGUUUAGUGUACAAUACCCUCUGGAAUUUCGUUGGGUUUGCGCCCAUAUACUUGAGUAUGGCAGAAAUGGCCUCGAUCGCACCAAUUGCUGGCGCACAAUACCACUGGACAAGUGAAUUUGCGCCCGAGAAGUAUCAGCGAGUGCUCAGCUAUUUCACCGGCUGGACUUCGACGAUAGCCUGGCAAGCCGGAAACGCGAUGGGCAUCUUCCUGGUCGGUUCUCUCGUUCAGACGAUUAUCCUCGUCAAUAACGAGAACUGCGCGUUCCCUUCCUGGCACGGAACGCUGCUUGCGAUCGCCGCAAUGGUAAUUGCGUAUAUUCUGAAUGUAUACGGCUCAAAAGCGCUUGCGAAAUGGCAAAUCGCGGUCUUUAUCAUCCAUGUUGCUGCGUACUUUGGAUUUCUGGUACCGGUCUGGGCGAACGCACCAAAAGCCAGCCACAACCAGGUCUGGAACGAGUUCGUGAAUGAUGGAGGCUGGAGUAAUAUCGGUCUGACCAUUUUGGUUGGACAACUCUCUGGUAUCAGCCAGCAAACGGGAAUCGAUACUGCUGCGCAUAUGUCAGAAAAGGUCCGGGAUGCCGCCUACACGAUCCCGCGAGCAAUGUUAGUCGUCUACAUCGUCAACAUGCUCAUCCUCUUCCCGGGAGUCUUGACAGUCUGCUACGCAAUGCCUGACUUGGAAGCUGCUUUGGCAGACAGCACAACCUACCCAGCCAUCUACGUGCUGCGUCAAAGCAUGAGCGUCAAAGGCAUCACAGCCCUGUUAGCUUUCAUCUGCUUCUUGCUCACGGCAUCCAAUGUGGUCUACCUUGCGGCGGUCAGUCGCGACAUGUACGCCUUUGCUCGGGACAAAGGCUUGCCAUUCAGCGACCGGCUUGCAUCAGUGCACCCCAAGCGGAAGAUACCUGUGGUAGCGACUCAGGUUUCAUGUGUCUUCGCCACUUUGCUCAGUAUGAUAUAUAUUGGGUCGCCAGUGGCGUUCUACGCCAUUACCUCAUUGCUGACAGUCGCACUCUUGCAGUGUUACUGCCUUUCGAUCGGCUGCGUGCUGUGGAGGCGACUGAAUCAUCCAGAAACAAUCCCGAAAGCUCGUUUCUCUUUGGGCAAAUUUGGACCUGCGAUCAACGCAGCGGCAGUUGGAUACAGCUUGUGGGCUUUCUUUUGGAGCUUCUGGCCACAGAGCUAUGCGCCCAGCGCGGCAGACUUCAACUGGGCAAGUCCAAUCUUCGCGGCUGUGCUUGUCAUUGCUGGGGUCCACUUCGUGCUUGUUGCAAGGAAACGGUAUUUUGGGCCCGUCGUACAUGUCAGCGGGAGAGAAAUUACGUUGUAG
Molecule: messenger RNA, 1638 nt
Organism: Cercospora beticola
Lineage: Eukaryota; Fungi; Ascomycota; Dothideomycetes; Mycosphaerellales; Mycosphaerellaceae
Biological process (GO): transmembrane transport
Cellular component (GO): membrane
Molecular function (GO): transmembrane transporter activity
Source: RefSeq, a predicted model, not a curated record